Messenger RNA from Octopus sinensis (East Asian common octopus), 3046 nucleotides. Its product is annotated as chloride channel protein C-like. The coding region runs from base 159 to 2696 and encodes 845 amino acids. The record is from RefSeq and is a predicted model, not a curated record. The transcript has 18 exons. Gene Ontology annotation, cellular component: membrane; intracellular membrane-bounded organelle. NCBI's taxonomy places the organism in Eukaryota, Metazoa, Mollusca, Cephalopoda, Octopoda, Octopodidae. Gene Ontology annotation, biological process: chloride transport; transmembrane transport. Gene Ontology annotation, molecular function: voltage-gated chloride channel activity.
UCCGUGUAAAAAAAAUCCACCCUAUAACCGGUGCUCGCCCAGAGUAGAAUUUCCACUUUAAUUAGUAUUAUAUCUUUCACUGGAUAAUUACGAUGUUGUUAUCGUUGCUGCAAUUAUCUUGACAGAAUUUUCCAGAAGUCUCACCCGUUCCUUUGACCAUGGAUACCAACCCAGAGUUUUCCCCGCAAGAACAACCUCGAGAAGGUGACGUGUCCGAAUCUCCAGAAGACGACGAUGAUGCUGCUGUAACCACGACGAUCCGAGAAAGAGGUGUGAAAAGCUCUGGCACAUUUAGUUUCUUGGCAACGGGCCGAGACUUCCAGCCAGCUGACAUCAGCCAUCAGUACACAGAACAGGAGAAGCGAUUCCUUGGCACAUUUACUAGUUUGGAUUAUCUGCCAUCUCACAGCAAUGUCUACAAGAACUGGCUGAAAAGACAACGAAGCUCAAGGUAUCAGGUCCAUCGAUGGCUUCUUAUGGGGAUCAUUGGUUUCACAGUUGGUUUCAUUGGGUUUGUCAUGCAUCAGUUGAUCGAACUCAUCGCUGAUGUGAAAUGGACCAAAGCCACCGAAUACAUUGAGAGUUCUGAUUAUGUUGCCGCCUGGGGGUGGUCCCUUGCCUACAGUGUCCUGUUUGUUCUGGUUAGUUCCAGCACCGUUGUGUUCCUUUGUCCAAGUGCUGGAGGCUCAGGAAUUCCAGAAGUAACCGGAUUUCUUAAUGGAACCCAUAUUCCGAAGAUGUUCAGCUUGAAAACAAUGAUUGUCAAGUUCAUCUCCUGCGUUUGUGCUGUUGGCUGUAACAUGCCAGUUGGUCCCGAGGGACCCAUGAUUCAUUUAGGGGCUCUGGUAGGGGCCACUCUCAGCCAGUACAACAUCAGGAUUUGCAGUCAGUUUCACAACCCUGAAGAUAAGAGGAACUUCAUAUCUGCUGGUGCCGCGGCUGGAGUUGCUUCCGCAUUCGGCGCUCCAGUCGGUGGCCUGCUCUUUUCCAUGGAAGAAGUGUCAUCAUUCUGGACGACGACGCUGUCUUGGCAGAUCUUUUUCUGUUGCAUGGUGUCCACGUUCACCACGGACCUCUUCAACUCGGCGCUCACCCGGUUCACCUAUACUGGAGAUUUUGGGUACUUUAAGAAGGAAAGGUACAUUCUCUUCAGUAUUGCAUACGGCAUAAACGUGAACAUCCUGAUGUUCCUACCAACGCUGGUCAUCGGAGUGAUUGGGGGCAUGUUGGGAGCACUGUUCACAUUCAUCUCCCUCAAACUCACUCGGACCCGGAAGAGGGUCCUGGGACACAUGAAAAAGUUCACGGCCAAAAUUGUGAAAGUCCUCGAACCAGCAUUUCUGAUGUUAGUGAUGACAACUGUCUGCCUAUUUGCACCUGCCCUCUUUUCCUGCAGCCAAUUUACCUGUGCAGAAGGUCAGCCGAGCAACAUCAGAUACAGCUGCAAGAAUGAUUCCAGAACUGACACCCACGUUGAGUCAUCUGUAGCUCGGUACCAUUGUCCUCGUGGUUCGUCAUGGAGUGUCUCAAACACGACCUACUACACCAACGAGACAUAUAACGAAGUUGCAACCCUUUUGUUCUGGACUGGAGAAGAUGCUGUCAAACAUUUGUUCUCUCGAGAAACGCCAUUCGAGUUUGGUUACGUCUCCCUCUGUUCUGUCUUACCAUUUUAUUUCUUGAUGGUAUGCUGGGCAUCUGGAACAGCUGUGUCUGCCGGAAUCCUAGUGCCAAUGCUUUUCAUUGGUGGAUUGUAUGGCCGUACGAUUGGCCGUGUGUUAAUCUCCAUCCUGGUCAGCUCCAAGUCAACAGACGAAGGAUACUGGAAUUGGAUGGACCCUGGGGCCUUUGCCCUCAUUGGGGCCGCUUCCUUCUUUGGUGGCGUAACGCGUCUCACAAAGGCUGUCACAGUUAUCAUGAUUGAACUGACAAAUGACGUCCAGUUUCUGUUACCAAUCAUGGUAGCUAUUAUGGUCGCAAAGUGGAUCGGUGAUUUCUUCACCCAUCCCCAUUACCAUUCGUUACUAGAGUUGAAGUGUAUCCCAUUCUUGCCACCGGAACCACAAGUCGUCAUCGACAAGAAACUAAUUAAUCUCGAUCUUUUCAAAGUUUCCGAUGUCAUGUCUCAACCCGUAAUUAUUGUAAAAGAACGAGAAUCGGUCGAUGUCCUUGCUAGACUUCUCCGAGAGACUCAGCAUGGAGGCUUUCCAAUUGUCAGGACCAAGGGUAACGUGGAUUCUUCAUUCUGUGGAAUCAUUACUCGGCAAGAACUCAACGUUCUGAUGUUGCAGGAGGAAUUGUUUGAGAGUACAGACGCGCAGAAUGAGUUGUAUGACGUCACUUUAAUAGAAUACACCGAGUUACGUCCAGACAGAGCAGGCCAACCUCCUGGUCUGGAAGAGAAGCUUAAGGCUUAUGUAUCAAACCGACAAUAUACACAGCUUUUUGUGGACUUGAAACCGUACAUAAACCAGUCCGCAAUGUGCAUUCCUGAGAGAUUUUCCCUCUACAGAACAUACAUAAUUUUCCGAAGUCUCGGAUUGCGCCAUCUAGUAGUGACCGACGACAAAAAUUCUGUCGUCGGCAUGAUAACCAGGAAAGAUUUAAUGGACUUCAACCUGGUCGCAAAAAUAUCCAAGGUCUUGAACCGAGAAAUACAAACUCUGGAAAUAGGAGUUCCUCUAGAAGUUAUCUGACCGAUUCCUACUUACAAGGAAUUAAUACCGUUUUUAGUAUUAUUACUAUUAUUAUUAUUAUUUUUUUUUAUAUCAUUUUUUUUUUUUGAAACAUAUUUCCUUGCUUCUUCCACAAUGAACUGCUAACGAAUCUAUUUCUUAAUUAACUGUGAUUUAAAUUUUGAGGAAGAACGAACUAAAACCAAAAAUGCCAAAUGUAUUAUAAAACGCAAGUGGGACCACGGAGUUGACUAUACUUCAAUAACAAUAAUAAUAAUAAUAAUAAUUAUAAUAUUAAUUGUUAUUAUUAUAUCUGAUAGCUGUGCAGAAGUCAGUCAGCUACACACACACACACAUAUGCAUGCAUAUAU